AUGGAAUUGCAUGAGGUUGGGUGGGGUAAAUAUUGUAGUACUGGGUGGGGUGAAUAUUGUACGUUUUUUGAUUUCAGGGUGGGGGUUUUUUAAAUAUUUUAGUUUUUAGUUACUGUAUAACCACUCUUCCGAUUUUUUAUCUUGUGAAUAACUUUUGCGCAACAUUAUUCACAAAGAGCCGACCGGCUGUGCAUCCAAACAAGUCUUUUAAUUUGCAUAAAAGUUUGCAAAACAUUCUUAAGAAUUUCGCAAUCUUUAACCUUGUAAUCCACACAAAUAUCUAUAUAUCAUUACUCCAUAACAGCCAAAACAUCUAUCUAUAUUCUCAAGAUAAAACUUCAUAAACCGCUUGACUUAAACGCUUAAUUUAAACAAAACAAUCAUUUCCGUGUAUUAUAAACAAUAUAAACCUAACAUCGUGUCCGUAUUCCCAAUAUUUCACCGCUUCCUAAACAAGCUUCCAUAUCCAUACCUACACCCAUACUAAUAUAAUCAUUCAUUUCAGCUUAUCCACCCCCAUACAACAGCUACGUCCCCAACCAUCCGGCCGACUUCCCUCCCUUCCACUACUACGGUAACCCAGCUCAAUUCGGAGGAUAUUUCGAACAGCCACACCCACGCCUUCAACAAUCCACCUCCCAACCCCAACCAACUCGACCCCAUCGACCAGUCGGUGGAGCUCAAUCGGCUCCAGUAACAUCGGACCAACCUCAAAUGGAGCUGCUCCAGAAUCUGCCACCGCAGAUCAAGCAGGAGAAUGGAGUGAUCCCGAUGUUGAAUAUUCAGAACAACUUUAAGAAUGUGAAUAUGAAUGGCAUGAAUGGGUCGUCGAGUUCGUCGAUGGACUCGAACAUUCAGUUGUGGCAGUUCUUGUUGGAGUUGUUGACUCAUAAUGAACAUCCUGAUCUCAUUCAGUGGACUAACAAUGAUGGAGAGUUCAAAGUAAGUUUUAGGCUAUCUUGCGCCGUCUUUUCUACAUAUCAGAGAACCUUUUAGCAUAUCUUAGGCCUAGAUAUUAAAGAUUUUCUAGGCUUAAUCAUAAAAAUUAAUUUAAGCUGCAAAGUUGACUACUUUAGUCAUCAAAAAUCAAAAAUUAAUAUUGAAAAUGUAUUUUCACAAGUUUUGUUGACAUUCAGUUUCUUUUAAUAGCCUUCUAAACAAUUCAAUUAGGUAUUCCAGCUAAACAUUUCUGUACAAAAUUAGAUUUGAACCAUUUUUAAAUUAGGUAUAACUUAUUUUACAAGACCCGUGUUCCUUUUUUCUACCAGCCCUAAUCUUAUGACAUUUGUAGUACCACACUAUAUUUUUAAGUAGCAUAUAACUUUACUUAAAUGCUGAAAUUAUGCUUAUACUAUGUCUUAUUGCCGUUAGAUACUAAAACAACAUUUUUCAGCUAAUCGACGCUGAAGCCGUCGCCCGCCUCUGGGGCCUUCGAAAAGGCAAAACCCAGAUGAACUACGACAAGCUGAGUCGAGCUCUACGGUAUUACUAUGACAAAAACAUAAUCAAGAAGGUGAAUGGUCAGAAGUUCGUCUAUAGAUUCGUGGUUUCGGGUGAUGCGUGCACAAACGAAGCCAUGGUGUAUGCGCUACAACGGCAAAGAAUGCAACAAGCUGGUCUUCUGCAAAACCAAUCCAACCGCCAACCCCUGGCCAACUCGGACCUCUUCUUCCGCCGCAACCUCACUCCAUCUACGAGUACGGCGAAUACGGAACUCGAGAUCUCGAAGCCACUUCAAGUUCAAAAUGCUACGACCUCAACUCCAUCUCCUAUGAAUUCAACGUGCUCUCCUGGAUCGGUUGGAAGUAGUUCGGGUGUUUCAUCAGCCGGAACUUCAGCCUCCAACUUGAGUGAUGUGUACCACCAACAACAACAUCAACAACACCUGUCACGACCUUCAUCAACAGCUUCGACCAACUACAGUUCGUCGCAACAAACUUCAAGAAAACGAAAAGCAGAAGCGGACGGAUUCAGCUUGGACAAAAUAAAAAUGGAACCCCCAAGUUCGAAUUCCUACUCCCAACAACCCACCCCAACGUCAAUCCACGACUUUAACGACCAGUCGAUGAACAUGAACUCUCAGUCCGGGCCACGCAAAUCAAAGCCAAAGCCGAUGCCUCUAGAUCUGACUGGAGUGUCGAAUGUGAGUAACGGCAGCGAGAACAACACCAACAACGUGAGCACGGCGCCAUUGACCAAUAUAAACUUGUCGGCCAUUCAAGCGGCCAACAACUUAAUCAUGGCCUCGUCUCCGUUGCUUCAGAACUCACCUUUGUACAACUUGUGCGCUGUAGCGUCGCUACAGAAUUCUCUGAUGAAUCCGAACAGCCCAUUGGCUGCAUUACCUCAAUUCUUGACUAGUCCACUGCCGUUGGCCGCUUUUGCUUCUGCCAGUCCAACAGGUAAGGGUUUAAUUAACUUUAGAUGAAAAAAAUAUCUUUUCGAGCUCAGUAAAGCAAUACUUAGGUAUUAAACCACUUAUUUUUAUUAAAACAAUAGUAUUCACCUCAUAACCUACAUACAACAAUAUAAUAUCCUCAAUUUUCAGUGAACAACAACCACUUGUCAAUGUUUGGCAACUCACUAUCCGCCCUUACCACGCCCAUACCCAGCAAUACGCCCCAACAGAAUCGUCUGAAUGCUCAACAACACUUUUUCCAAUUCCCUCCCCCCUCGGCCCACAACUCGAUGGCGGCCAACAUCGCUGCCAUUCUCAAAUCACCCGGCUUGAACUCGAUGAACUCGCCGUUCUUGAGCGCCAUGGGACUUGGCACACCUACGACCAAGUUUAACUUGUCGCCUGACGCCUUGAAAACACCUAUACCACAAAUUCGAGAGGGUUAA
This is a messenger RNA of Bursaphelenchus okinawaensis, 2844 nucleotides long. The record is from the annotation of a GenBank genome assembly. NCBI's taxonomy places the organism in Eukaryota, Metazoa, Nematoda, Chromadorea, Rhabditida, Aphelenchoididae.